AUGGUUCUCCAAGAGGGUGCAGUCUAUUGCACUCUUCUCUUGAGCGAUCAUUAUCUCCCAGGUGCCACAGUUCUGGCCCAUUCCCUGCGUGACAAUGGCACCAAAGCGAAGCUGGUGGCUCUCUUCACCCCAGGCAGUCUACAGCCAGCGACCAUUCAGGAGCUUCAGGCUGUUUAUGAUGAACUAAUACCUGUGCACCCGCUGACAAACGUUACCCCAGCGAAUCUCUGGCUCAUGGAUCGGCCGGACUUGAUCGCAACCUUCACAAAGAUCGAGCUCUGGCGCCAAACACAAUACAAGCGCAUUGUCUACAUCGAUUGCGAUGUCGUGGCUCUCAGAGCUCCCGAUGAGCUCUUGGAGUUGGAGGUAGAUUUCGCCGCGGCUCCGGACGUGGGCUGGCCGGAUUGCUUCAACAGUGGCGUGAUGGUGCUUCGUCCCAACUUGCAAGAUUAUCAUGCUCUGAGAGCAUUGGCAGAGCGAGGUAUCAGUUUCGAUGGUGCCGAUCAGGGCCUACUGAACAUGCACUUCCGCGACUGGCACAGGCUGAGUUUUGCGUACAAUUGCACACCCAGCGCCAAUUACCAGUACAUCCCCGCCUACAAGCACUUUCAAAGCACAAUCAGCAUGAUCCACUUUAUUGGAGCACAAAAGCCAUGGAACAUGGCAAGGCAGGUGGAUCCAGUUCAUUCGCCGUACAAUCAGUUGCUGGGAAGAUGGUGGGCUGUCUAUGAUAGACAUUAUCGUCCUACCGUGACUUUGCCAAUCCAGCCAACUCAGCCAUCGAAUAUUGUACCUACAAUUCAGGUGGAGACGCCCACGCCACAGGAAGUGCCUUGGGAUUCACAGGAAGAUAAGCAAGCGCAGCCACAUAGGGACUAUCAGGAGCAUGCGUUCCAUGACCAAGCUACUGAAACGCGCUUUGAGCCACCCUCGCAACCGCAUUGGCAACCACAACCACCACAGGAACCUCAGCUGGGGGCACCAACGCCAAGUUAUCAUGGUCACGGUGCGCAAGAGGCCCCUCAAGUGCAUCAGAUCCAAGAAUUCUACCAGGAGCUCCCUCAACAAAGUGUACCGAUUCCGGAUCAACAGCACACGACAUUGACAGGCCUACCACAGCCCACCGAGGACGUGCAACGGCAGGAACAGCAUGCGAGUGAAAGUGUACAAGCACCGAUUAUAAGUGCCGUUCCACGAUAUGUUCGUGGAGAGGAGCAUGUCACCGCGUACAUACACCCUCACUCGGGCGAGACAUCAUUUGUAGCUCAUAUUGAGCCGCCAUUGCACGCGCAUGAAGCAAGUGUACCAUCAACUGUAUCAACAAUUUCCUCAGAGUCCUCAUAUCCCCAGCCCCACUAUCCUCAACAUCCUGCAGAGUCCAUUCAUUCGACUGAGCAGCCACCUGCACCGCCAUCACCAAAACCUGAAGUUCGGACUUCGUUUGAGCCACCCAAGGCAGAAUGGGAUGCGUCCAAGGAACCCCCGCCAUUGAAUACGAAACCUGAAGGUAUUGCACUGGCAAAGAAAACCUACACCAUGUCGCAGGAUGAGCAGCUCUUCCAGCCUCCAGAAUCCUAUCCGGAAGCACCUAAAAACAUGUAUUAUGAAGUGCCUAGCACGAAGCCGGAGCCAGAAAAGCUUACACAGUUGUUUCCCUGGGAGACUCAUGCGCCCACACCAACUCGCGUGUUCCCAGAAGACGAUCAAAGCUCAGCCACAUUUACUCUCCCAAGAUCCUUCAUUGAAUCUACAGAAGACGAGGCAAGCCCGUCACCGGAGUCUCGGAUGAAAUCCUGGACCUCCGAAGAGCCGACCGAAUCCUGGGAUACUUACUCGCGGUCUAAUGCAUGGGAUGAGGUCCCAGAGAUCCAACGAUACAUUCAGUCCCUGCAGCAAGCCCGCAAAGGCAGAGUCCAAGUGCUCACUGGCGGCCCGUCCAGCGCAGGACAGAGCCUACCAGGCCAAGAAAGGUUCAACUACAGUUGGACCAACGUGCGGGUGACAGACUUCCCUAGCGAAGAAGAGCGCCCCAGCCUCCCUGUAACCCCAGCCCCCAUUCGCAGACAACCACCUGGCCCAGGUGAAGAAAAUUCCGACCUAGACCUACUUCCCCCUGCACACGGUGUGCCAAACCAGGAGGACUGGAACCCUACAGUCGGUCUCGAAGAGCUUCGUCGAUAUCAGUCCGAAGUGUUGGAAAAUCCAGAUUUGCUUCAUGAGCGGAUCCUCACGAUUCGUCUGCGCAGGGAUUCAUAA
Molecule: messenger RNA, 2256 nt
Organism: Aspergillus sclerotioniger CBS 115572
Lineage: Eukaryota; Fungi; Ascomycota; Eurotiomycetes; Eurotiales; Aspergillaceae
Product: glycogenin
Exons: 8
Coding region: 1-2256 (751 amino acids)
Cellular component (GO): cytoplasm
Molecular function (GO): glycosyltransferase activity
Source: RefSeq, a predicted model, not a curated record